Molecule: messenger RNA, 8462 nt
Organism: Nymphalis io (European peacock)
Lineage: Eukaryota; Metazoa; Arthropoda; Insecta; Lepidoptera; Nymphalidae
Gene: sdk
Product: protein sidekick
Exons: 29
Coding region: 465-7079 (2204 amino acids)
Biological process (GO): cell-cell adhesion
Molecular function (GO): protein binding
Source: RefSeq, a predicted model, not a curated record
GUCAGCUCGGCACGCACGCGUUUCGCUCGCGUCCUUCAAAUGAAUUAAGUGAUUGUGAAAUAAAGUUUUUGAAACUUUCAAAGUUUGUUUUUUUCUAAAAUAAGUUACGUGUGAAGUGUUAUGAGUUAAGUGCGGCUAAAUUAGUUCAAUUUGCAAUUUUAGAAAACAAAGAACAGUAUAGUAUAGUAUUUUAUAGGGCACAAAAGUUGAGUGAACUUUCGUACUUCGUUACUUUGGAAUCCAGUGAAUCCUACAGGUGUUUUUGUAAAUUGCAUUGUUGUGACAGAAAAAUCCUAGCAACAACGAUACAAUGAAAUUCAUUAAAUUAAGCACUUUUCAUACUAGAAAAGUUCAAUACAAAGUUGAUUACUUAGAAACAAUAUUAGAUACCGUGCGACCAUUCUGAAAUGGUGUUUUACGUACUUUUUUAACUUGUAAUAGUAGAACGAGAGUGGUUGGUCAAGAUGUAUUUAAAUAAAACAUAUGCAGCUUUAGUGAUAAUUUUGUGCUUUUUUCCAAUCACAUCACCAGCAGAACCAGGAAGCCAAAUGCAACCGCCUCGAUUUACAAUGCAACCCUCCUCGUCAAAUAGUGUUGUAAGGGAGGGAACAACAAAGAUAUUACAAUGCUCUGCCAUAGGAAUACCACAACCUAUGUACAGAUGGCUUAAAAACGGCGACCCAUUAGGCGACUAUUCCUCAGAAUUAUUUUAUAAAAUACACAAUACACAGCGCCAAGACGCAGGUGCUUACCAGUGUAUAGCAAAAAAUGAUGUUGGAGCGAUUUUUAGUGAAAAAAACAACAUAAUUGUUGCUUUUAUGGGUGUUUUUGAGAACACUAUAGAAAAAGUGAUAACAGUCGAAUCAGGUAACGCAGCUAUUCUGGAUUUUCCGCACAUAGAAUCAGAACCUCCACCGUCAGUUAUUUGGCAGGACGAAAAUGGUGUAAACGGUGUACUGCGAUACGAUCAAAAAUAUGCAAUCACCGAUAAAUAUCAACUAGUAAUAUUAUGCGCAUCCCAAGACGACCAGCGAGCCUAUAGAGCGCGAGCAAUAAACACCCAGUUAGGUAAGGUUGAAAAUAGUCCGUACAUUAGAUUGAAAGUGAACGGAGACGAUGACAAAGAAAUAGCACCAGAAAUUAUUAUAAAGCCGCAAGACACAAAGAUAAUAAAAGGCCAGGAAUAUACAAAUAUUUAUUGCAUCGCUAACGCACGACCGCUGCACGAGCUCGAAACUUUAUGGUUUAAAGACGGAGUAUUGAUUGAUUUAGCGGGAAUCACUUACGACCUCAAUGAUCAAUGGAACCGAACGCUGAGCCUCAUAUCGGCCAAUUUAAACCACACCGGCCGAUAUACAUGUCAAGCAAGAUUAAAGUCGGGUGGAUUCGCAACAGUAACCGCUUCAGCAUCUGUUACUGUAUUCGAAAAACCAGUUAUGUUAUCCAGUAUAAAAUCGGAAACGUUUGGUGAGUUUGGUAGUACCAUUGUCUUAGAGUGCAACGUAAAUGGCAUACCAAUGCCUGGAAUCACGUGGUACAAGGAUGCGAGGAAAAUUGCGAGCGUCGGAGCUGACGCUGAGGAGUCCGACAAUGCGGACGUUGAUGACGGAGGAGGCAGGUACAGGGUGGAAGUAGACAGAUCGCUCGUUAUCAGCAACCUCAAGAUGGAAGAUAUGGGCAUAUACCAGUGUAUAGCGAGUAACGACGCUGGAGAGUCUUCUAUCUACACGUGGUUGAAAAUAAAAACCAAGGAAAAUAUUCGCGUUCCGCGCAGUCACAUGAAGUUAAUAAGAAUGAGGACUGCAGAUAAAAAGGCAAAAACGUUCAAAUUUGAUACCGGCACGUCUCCGCCCAUAAUGCAGAGUGCACCGGCCAACCUCACCGUCCUAGACGGAAAGGACGCCACCAUCGUCUGUCGGGCUAUCGGAGCCCCCACGCCCAACGUCACGUGGUACUUCAACGAUUCUCUUAUUAUAAACUUAUCUAGAAGAUUACAAACAUUAGAUGAAGGGGACUUGCUAAUAACGGCCACAACCACAGCGGACAGCGGGAAAUAUACUUGUAUACGAACAAACGACGCGGGUAACGUUUCCGGCGAAGCCUUCCUCACUGUACUCGUAAGAACACAAGUGAUCGCUCCUCCCGUCGACACCCGAGUGUUACUGGGUCACACGGCAACACUGCAGUGUAAAGUAUCCAGCGAUCCGAAUGUCAAGUAUAACAUCGACUGGUUCCACAACAAACAACCUAUGACGGCCGGGUCGCGCGUGUGGGUGUCGGGCGACGGCGCCCUGCAAGUGCAGGCGGUGCGCGCGAGCGACGCGGGCGAGUACACGUGCGUGGUGACGUCGGCGGGCGGCAACCACACGCGGCGCGCGCUGCUGUCCGUCAUCGAGCUGCCCUUCGCGCCCACCAACGCGCGUGCCGAGCGCCUCGACGCCGCCGUGCAGCGCGCCGUCAACGUCUCCUGGACGCCCGGCUUCGACGGGAACUCGCCCGUGCAGAAGUACAUCGUGCAGCGACGAGUCGUGCCCGAAUUCGGUCCCACCCCGGACCCCCUGUUGAAUUGGGUGACCGAACCGAUGAAUGUGUCUGCGAAUCAGCGUUGGGUGCUCCUGACUAGUUUGAAGGCGGCCACUUCGUACCAAUUUCGAGUUUCUGCAGUAAAUACAGUAGGAGAGGGUCCGCCUUCUGAACCGACGGAGGUUUUGACUCUACCGCAAGAAGCCCCUUCCGGACCUCCUUUGGGUUUUAUGGGAUCGGCGCGAUCUUCCUCCGAGAUAAUAACACAAUGGCAGCCGCCAUUAGAAGAACAUAGAAAUGGCCAUAUUCUAGGAUACGUAAUCAGAUAUCGCUUAAAAGGCUACGACAACAGCCCUUGGACAUAUCAGAAUAUAACCAACGAAGCGCAACGGAACUAUCUUAUCCAAGAUUUAAUAACUUGGAAAGAUUACAAUGUACAAAUUGCAGCAUAUAACGAUAAAGGUGUCGGUGUGUUCUCGGAUAGUUACACGAUAAAGACGAAAGAGGGCGUGCCUGAAGCGGCGCCUGAUAGCGUUCGCUGCGAUGCGUUCAAUUCCACCGCUAUACAAGUCUGGUGGACGCCUCCUAAUCCUCAAAAAAUUAACGGGAUUAACCAGGGAUAUAAAAUUCAAGCGUGGCUUUGGGAUGAAGCGUCGAAUGAUAGCGUGGAACAGAAACUCGUCAGCGUACCACCAAAUUUGUUAGAUCCCCUCACCGAGCAGACAGCGUUCAUAAAUGGUCUAGAAAAAUUUACCGAAUAUAAUAUAUCUGUACUUUGCUUCACGGAGCCGGGCGACGGUCCGCGGAGUGACUUCGUCUUGAUAAGAACGAAAGAAGAUACACCCGACGAAGUAACGAACCUACAAUUCGACGAUGUAUCGGACAGGGCAGUUAGAGUAUCCUGGUCGCCACCGAAAAAGUCUAACGGCAUACUCAUCGGCUACAAACUCAAAUACCAAGUGAAAGAUAGCGUCGACACUCUCAAGGAAGAAAUACUACCGCCCAAUGGCACUAGCGUACGAGUCGAACAUUUGCAGGCGAGCACGCAGUACCGGUUCUGGGUGAGCGCGCUGACGGCGCUGGGCGAGGGCGGCGCGCGCGCGGCCGACAUCCAGUCGGGCGUGGAGCCCGUGCUGCCCGCCGCGCCCACCGGCCUCGCGCUGUCCAACAUCGCCGCGCACUCCGUGCUGCUGCAGUUCACGCCCGGCUUCGACGGGAACUCCUCCGUCUCGCAGUGGACCGUGCAGGCUCAAACUGCGCGUAACUCUGCCUGGGUAUCGAUUUAUGAAGUGAGUGCCCCUGACGCUCAAUCGAUCCUUGUUACUGGCUUAAUUCCUUUCACGACUUACCGCUUGAGACUGAUCGCGACUAACGUCGUCGGAUCGUCUCCGCCUUCGGAGCCCUGUAAAGAGUUCCAAACUAUUCAAGCUCCUCCGCAGCACCCGCCCAGGAAUGUGACUGUACGCGCCGUCAGCGCUAACAACCUUCGAGUCAGAUGGAUACCAUUACAACAAAGCGAAUGGUACGGGAACCCAAAGGGCUACAACAUCACGUACAAACGAAGUGGUACUAAUGACACCCUACAUAGUAUAAUCGAAGAUCAUACGGCCAAUUCGCAUGUGCUAUCAAAUUUAGAAGAAUGGUCUGUUUAUGAAAUUACGAUGACUGCUAUAAACGAAGUCGGCACUUCCGCAACGAGUCCAACUGCAAUGGAACGGACAAGAGAAGCAGUUCCAUCAAGUGGACCAGUAGGUGUAUCAGCUAAAGCGACGUCAUCUACUACUGUUGUUGUCGUAUGGGGGGACAUCCCUGCCCAAGAUCAAAAUGGUCUUAUUGAGGGGUACAAAGUGUGCUACGCGGCAGUGGUACCUCCACCUCGCCCUGAUCAAAAGAAAAUCGAAUGCCACCCUAUUUCUUCUAACCAGACCCAUACAGUUACAUUGACAGAGCUUCGAAAGUAUGUUGUCUAUCAAAUUCAAGUUCUAGGAUAUACGAGACUAGGAGACGGCGCACUCAGCGAUCCGCCCGUCACUGUUAGAACUUUUGAAGACACGCCCGGCCCGCCCUCGAAUGUGUCGUUUCCCGACGUUACUUUUAGUACGGCGCGUAUAAUUUGGGAUGUCCCUGAGGAUCCUAACGGCGAGAUAUUGGCAUACAAAGUGACAUACCAUCUCAACAGUUCCACGCAACACAUGUUUUCUAAAGAGUUUCUACCUUCUGAUAGAACUUUUAGGGCCACGGAGCUGAGCGCCGAGGAGUACUACCAGUUCUCGGUGACGGCGCAGACGCGCGUGGGCUGGGGCGCCACGCUGCGCGCGCUCGUGCUGUGCACGGCCAACCGCGCCGCGCCCGCGCCGCCCGCCCGCCCCUACGUGGCGCGCUCGCUGCUGCAGCCGCACCAGAUCACCUUCUCGUGGACGCCCGGCGACGACGGCUACGCGCCGCUCAGGUACUACACGAUACAGCAGAAGGAGGAGGGUGGCACCUGGCAGACUCUUCCCGAGCACGUCGAUCCUUUCGCGACUUCGUACACCGUGGAGAGCCUGAAGCCUUAUACCGCUUACCAGUUUAGGAUCCGCGCCACCAACGACAUCGGACCGAGUCGAUACAGUAACGCCACAGAAACUGUCCGCACUUUACCGGCAGCACCCAGCAAAGCCGUGGAGAACCUGCGCGUAGUGCCGAUAACGCCGAGCAGCGUGCGCGUGCAGUGGGCGCCGCUGGGCGAGCAGCACUGGAGCGGUGACGCGCGCACGGGUGGCUACUCUGUCUCCUACCAACCGCUCACUGACUUCCCCGCGUCGCUGCACACCACCAUGAAGCAGGAAGUGCCGGGCAUUAAGAGCGAUGAAGUCGUGCUGACCGAUUUGGCGUUGGACCGCAACUAUGAAAUCAGCGUUUGCGCAGUGAACUCGCAGGGCUCGGGCCCGGCGGGCGCGCCGGCCGUGGUAUGGGUGGGCGAGGCCGUGCCCACCGCGCCACCGCAGAGUGUGGCGGCUCACGCACUGUCGCCCACCGAGGUGGCGCUGACCUGGAGCCCACCGCACCUCGCGCAGCAGAAUGGGGACCUGCUUGGUUACAAGAUAUUUUACUUAAUGACCGAGUCUCCGGAGGAAUUGGAACCUGGGAGACGGGCAGAGGAGGAGAUCGAAGUGGUGCCGGCCACUUCCACCUCCCAUUCGCUUGUAUUUCUGGAUAAAUUUACGCAAUAUCGAAUUCAGGUGUUAGCAUUCAACCCAGCUGGAGAUGGACCAAGGUCGACUGCGAUUCUGGUACGGACGCAUCAGGGUUUACCUUCGGCGCCACGUAACAUAACAUUUUCUGAGAUCACCAUGAACAGCCUCAUAGUGUCGUGGGAGCCUCCCCACCGUCGCAAUGGCCUCAUUCACUCCUACCUCGUCACCUACGAAACUAUAGAACAAGAUGAACGAUUCAGCAAGCAAGUGAAGCAGAAGGUGUCGGAGCGGCGGCUGGCGGUGGGCGCGCUGGAGGAGGAGGUGGAGUACCGGUUCAGCGUGCGCGCCGUGACGGUGGCGGCGGGCGCGGCGGCCGAGGCGCGCGCGCGCACGGGCCCGCAGGCCGGCUCGCCCGCGCGCCCCGCCGCGCUGCUGCUGCGCGCCGACCCCGCCGCGCUGCAUCUGCGCUGGACCAACGCCGCCUCCGGGAAGGGGCCGCUGCUCGGGUACUACUUCGAGGCGAGGAAGAAAGAUGACACGCGAUGGGAGACAAUAACCAGGACAAGCAAUGGAAUAUUGGAAGAGUUUACUAUUUCUUAUCAGAGCUUGCUUCCAUCGACCGCUUACUCAUUUAGAGUGAUAGCAUACAACAUGUACGGUAUAAGCAACCCAGCGUACAGCGAAAAAGUUAUCGUAACACCGUCUAAACUUUAUUUGGAAUACGGCUACUUGCAGUACCGGCCAUUCUAUCGAAGAACCUGGUUCAUGGUCGCUCUAGCUGCUGCUUCCAUCAUCAUUAUAAUUAUGGUCAUCGCAAUACUUUGCGUGAAAAGCAAAAGUUAUAAGUAUAAAAAAGAAGCUCAAAAGACGCUGGAGGAGUCGCUGGCGGGCGAGACGGACGAGCGCGGCUCGCUGGCGCUGGAGCUGUACCGCUCGCGGCAGAACUCGGCCGCCAGCGCGGGCGGCGCGGGCACGCUGCGGCGCAAGGCGCCCGCGCUGGCCAAGUCGCCGCCGCGGCCCUCGCCCGCCUCCGUCGCCUACCACAGCGACGAGGAGAGUCUGCGCGGCUACGACGAGAACCCCGACGACUCCUCGCUCACCGAGAAACCCUCCGAGAUGAGCUCUUCCGACUCGCAGAAUUCGGAGAGUGAAAAUGAGAGCGUGCGAUCAGAGCCACAUUCGUUUGUAAAUCAUUAUGCAAACGUCAACGAUACAUUGCGACAGUCUUGGAAAAGACAGCGUCCUGUUCGCAAUUACUCCAGCUACACGGACUCUGAGCCCGAGGGCAGCGCCGUCCUCAGCCUCAAUGGCGGCCAAAUCGUCAUGAACAAUAUGGCGCGCUCUCGGGCACCGCUGCCCGGAUUCUCUUCGUUCGUAUGACACGAACCUACCGACACGGCGCCCGCGCACGCCGUGCACAUGUAGUACGCACUGCCGAUUCAUUCCCAAUGCGUUAAUUUAUAAAAAUAGCGCUUGUACAUAUCGAUGACUGUUGAGUAUUAUUAUUAGCUGACUUAAGUAGAUAUAUACCUAUAUUAGACGUAAGAACAUUGUUCGACAUCAUAAUUUCAAGAUUUUUACUUAUUAUCAAGGACAUUAUAGAUAAGAUUACAAUUGUACAUUAUUUAAUAUUUUAUAAGAUCUCGCUAGAUCGAAAUACAUUCUUAUUAUUUAUCUAUUUAGUUUGUCGUUUCAAUGUUUUGACUAUAUUUCAUUUAAUAAUUCCAAAUAUAAUAAGCACAUAUUCUCAAUAAUUAAUAUUUAAGUAUAAACAAUUUUCUGAACACGUCACAUAACUUGUAUAGACAUUUUAUCACUUUUCUCACAGAAAUAUUAAUAAUUAUCAUUCCACUUAUAGAUUAAGCUAAUUGUUAUAAUGAUAUUUAAACUGCAAUGUACUUACCGACUUCACAUUCUUGAUAUAUAUAAUAUAUUAGUUUUUGAAAGAUUUUAACUUCAUUUUGUAAUAAAUUUACUUUACUGGUGUAUAACUGUUCACUAAUGAUAAUUUCCAUAAGACAAUUUUAUUAAAUACAUAAUUCACAUUUGAUACAAUAGUGAAACCUAACUUAUUGUGGUGUGCUUAAACAUUGUAAACACCCAAUAGAUAAUUUAACAAACCUCAAAAAGAAUACUAAUCUAACUAUAAUUGUAUUUUUAAUAAUUUAUUCAUAACCUAUAUAAGUUCAAUUUUGAGAACUUUUGAGAAAAGAUUUUUUUUUACGUUAUAGCUGAUACAACCAACACUUGUCUCUAUGUGUGUCGAAAAAUAAUAUUGGUAUUGUUUUGACUAUAAAAGCAAUAUUAAUUAAUGAAACUUUAAAUUUAGAUUUUGUAAUUUUUGUCUACAUUUAAGAACUUAUAAAUGACUGAUAGUUUUAGAAUAAUCUACUAUUGAUUGGUGUAAAUAAUGAUAACACUAUUAUCCUAUGAUGCGUGCAUUUUUGGCACGCCAUCUGGCACAAUUCUUUAAAAAAUCUGUGAUCUACUUUUUAUUUGCAAUGAAAUACUUUACAAAAAUAGCAAUAAGUGUUUACAUUUAUCAUAGGUGUCAUUCCAUUCAAAAGUAGAAAUAGUAUGCACCAAUGUUAAUCCUUAAUGUAUUGUAAAUUCUGUUUUUUUUUAAUUAUUUUAUUUUCAUGAUACGCAAAAAUUUAGAUUUGCAUAUAUUAUUUGAAUGGUGCCAUUAAUGUAGCUAAUUAUUUUGUAUUAUUUUCGUGUAUUUUUUCUCAUAUUUUAAAUAUACAAAGAUUAGCAAUUGAA